Molecule: messenger RNA, 225 nt
Organism: Ilex paraguariensis (yerba mate)
Lineage: Eukaryota; Viridiplantae; Streptophyta; Magnoliopsida; Aquifoliales; Aquifoliaceae
Source: the annotation of a GenBank genome assembly
AUGUUUGCUCAGCUCCUGCUACAACUUCAAACAAGCUCCUUCUCAGCACAGAGCUACGAACUCGACGACGCUGGUUUAAGGGUAGUGUUUGAGAUGCAACCAGUGUGGAGUUUCGCCUCCCCCACCUCUGAACUUGCUGGGUUUACCCUUUGUUGGCCACGAACAGCGAUCGACGAUGGUGGUGGGGAAUCUGGUGAAUCCUGGGACGAUGGUGGUGGGGAAUGA